Molecule: messenger RNA, 2808 nt
Organism: Aedes albopictus (Asian tiger mosquito)
Lineage: Eukaryota; Metazoa; Arthropoda; Insecta; Diptera; Culicidae
Exons: 4
Coding region: 1-2808 (935 amino acids)
Biological process (GO): DNA integration
Molecular function (GO): nucleic acid binding
Source: RefSeq, a predicted model, not a curated record
AUGUUAACUCCGCUCCCCAACGUCCUAGCGAAAUUCCGUGAGCGAGUAGUAGGCUUCGGCGGCGACAUCAAGGAAAUGUUCCUCCAAGUUCGAGUGCGAGACACAGACAAGAAAGCGCGGUUUGUAUUCCGUGGAAGUGAGUCAGAGAAGAUGGAGGUCUACAUCAUAGACGUGACGAUGUUCGGCGCGACAAGCUCUCCGUGUACGGCGCAAUACAUCAAGAACCGGAACGCAGAAGAGUAUGCCGGACAGUUUCCGGAAGCGGCCGAAGCGAUUGUGGAAAACCAUUACGUGGACGACUAUUUCGAUAGCACGGACACAGUCGAAGAAGCGGUGAAGCGGCGGGGCAGCAGGGACGGAUGCGGAUUCGAGAUCCGGAACUGGGUGUCCAAUUCGGGCGCAUUUCUGGAAGGCAUCGGCGAGCGUGCACCUGAUCAGAGCGUGCAGAUUCUUCAGAACAAGGAGUCAAACCUAGAGCGAGUCCUGGGAAUAGUGUGGAAUCCAGUCAGCGACGAAUUAUCGUUCCUGGCCAAGUUCCGGGAAGAUCUGGCGCCGUAUUUCUCCGGCGAACGUCGACCGACAAAAAGAGUGGUGAUGAGCAGCGUUAUGAGCCUGUUCGAUCCGCUAGGAAUGCUGGCUACCUUCGUUAUCCACGGGAAAAUGAUGAUCCAAGAUCUGUGGCGUAGUGGCAGCGACUGGGACCAACCAAUCGACGACGAAAGCUGCGAAAAGUGGGAUCGGUGGAUUGCUCGGCUCCCGGAGAUCGAGAACGUGAAAAUUCCCCGUUUUUACUUCCAAGGUUCGAGAUCAGUGGAUUACAACACUGUACAGCUUCACGUGCUGGUAGACGCCAGCCAAGAUGCGUAUGGAGCAGCAGCGUACUUCCGUGUGCUCACGGGAAACGGGCCAGUUUGCGCGCUGGUGAUGGCGAGGUCGAAGGUAGCUCCAUUAAAGAUGAUGUCCAUCCCGAGGCUGGAGCUGCAGGCGGCGGUGAUCGGAGCAAGGUUGCUGCAAACCGUCGUGGAAGCGCACUCGCUGGAAAUCAAGCAGCGGUUCAUCUGGUUAGAUUCCAAAACAGUCGUAUCAUGGAUCCAUUCGGAGCAGCGUCCGGCGUUUCUCUACCAGCCGGAAGAGCGGUGGACGAAGCAGGAAGCGGUAGAACCGAACACACCAGAGGAAGUACGGGCGUGUCUUCUCGUCCACGAUAGUGCUCCAGAAGAGCCGAUGGUCGAUGUGUCUCGCAUUUCCCGCUGGAAAGUGCUGGUCAGAACUGUAGCGUGCGUGUAUCGAAUCACAUCCAACUGCGAUAGAAGAAGGAGAGGACUGGCAAUCGAGGCGGUUCCAGCAUCACCAAGGCGAGCGGAAGGUUACCUGUGGCGGUCGGCACAAGCCGAUGCAUAUGAAGAAGAGGUCAAAGUUUUGACGAAGAACCGGGAGCUUCCCCGAAGCGAGCGUCAGCAGAUUGAGAAGUGCAGCAGUCUGUACAGCGGCAGCCCUUUUUUGGACGAGGAAGGUAUAUUGCGGAUGGAAGGCAGAGCGGCACAGGGUUCUUUCCUCCCUUUCGAACUCCGGUUCCCGGUUAUCCUGCCGAAACGACACCCUAUUACCCGUAAGUUGUUGGAGUACUACCACCAGCAGGCAACUCACGCCAACGCAGAGACCGUGGUCAACGAGGUCCGGCAACGGUUCCGAAUCCCGAAUCUUCGAGCGGAACUGAAGGCGGUGAUGAAGGCUUGCGUUUGGUGCAGGACGAAGAAGUGUGUGCCGAAGAUUCCGAGGAUGGCUCCCCUCCCGUUGGUGUGUAUCACUCCGGGCUGGCGGCCGUUCAGCUUCACUGGGGUGGACUAUUGCGGUCCGGUCACGGUCACAGUUGGACGCAGAUCGGAAAAGCGGUGGGUCUGCCGUUUUACGUGCUUGACUACGAGAGCAGUUCACCUGGAGGUGGCCCACAGUUUGACGACACAAGCGUGCUUGAUGGCUCUUCGGCGUUUCGUUUGUCGCCGUGGAAAGCCGGUCGAAUUCUAUUCAGACAACGGGACGAACUUUCAGGGAGCAAGUAAGGAGAUUGUGCGGAAGAUAGAAGGAGACUGCGACGAAGCUUUCACUGACGCGAGGACAGGGUGGAAUUUCAUCCCGCCGAGCGCGCCCCACAUGGGAGGCGUUUGGGAGCGGCUGGUCCGGUCCGUGAAAGCAGCCCUGACGGUGCUCCAAGACGGAAGAAGGUUGACGGAUGAAGUGCUGCUGACUACGUUGGCAGAAGCGGAGGACUUGGUGAAUUCUCGCCCGUUGACGUACGCCGGGCUAAGUCCGGAGGCUAGCGAAGCGUUGACACCGAACCACUUUGUGAAAGGUCCAGAGGUGGCGGUAGAGCGGGUUCCGAAGACAGACGAGGGUGAAGCGUUGCGGGACCUCUACAAGCGAUCGCAGGCACUGACAGACCGCCUGUGGAAGCGAUGGGUAGCGGAGUACGUGCCAGCAAUCAACCAGCGUACCAGGUGGCACGCAGAGGUACAACCGAUCAGCCAGGGCGACCUGGUGCAUAUAGCGGACGAAGGAGCGAGGAAGAGUUGGACGCGAGGCGUGGUCAGCAAGGUGUACCCAGGCCCUGAUGAACGAGUACGGCAAGCACUGGUCAAGACGGCAAAAGGAGAGUUCCGGCGGCCGGUAGCGAAGCUGGCUGUGCUGGAAAUUCAAGAGCGUAACUCUGGUGCUGCUGGAGGAUCCCCCCAGAAUUACGGGGAGGGGGUAUGUACGCACCACCCAGCAUCGAAAACCGGUCAGCAGCGAGCGCCCUGCUGUGACGACUAG